Molecule: messenger RNA, 1986 nt
Organism: Hydra vulgaris (swiftwater hydra)
Lineage: Eukaryota; Metazoa; Cnidaria; Hydrozoa; Anthoathecata; Hydridae
Source: RefSeq, a predicted model, not a curated record
AUGUUUCAAAAGUUAUGCUACACUAAAUGGUCGUGGUUAACACUCUGCGUAACAAGGUAUAAAUUAUUUUGCUUCUAUUGUCGAUUUAUUGAAAGUAUCAACAAACUUGACUUAAGCAAAAGAAAGGAACCUGCCUUUUUGACAACAGGAUUCGACAAUUAUAAGAAGGCAGUUACUAAAUUUAAUGAGCACGAACCAAGUGAUUCCCAAAGGGAAGCCUUAGAAAAGUACCAGCUUAUAAAUCAAAAGGCAAAAUCUGUAACAAGUCAACUUUUAAAGCAGAUUAGACAAAGCCAGAAUAAAAGACAACAAAUGUUUUUAGUAGAACUAUCGUCCUUAAAGUUUCUUCUGCGUCAAGGUCUUGCAAUACGUGGUCAUACAGAAAAAGAGGGCAACCUUAAACAAUUGAUGUUACUGAGAUCUCAAGAUGUAAAAUGGCUACUCCAUAGCAAAAACUACUUGUCCCCAAUAAUAGUAAAUGAGUGUAUAGAGCUUUUUGGCCGAGCGGUGAUUUUAAAGUUGUUAUCACAUAUCCAGAAUUCAAAAUACUUCGCCAUUAUAGGGGAUGAAUCCAGGGACAUUUCAAACAAAGAGCAGCUAUCAAUUUGUAUACGUUGGGUUGAUGAAAAUUGUGAUGUGCACGAGGACUUCCUUGGUCUAUAUAAACUAGAACAAUUAGAUGCAGAUUCUUUAACAAAAACUGUUAAAGAUGUUUUACUCCGAUUUUCAUUAAGUCAAGAAAACUGCCGUGGCCAAGCCUAUGAUGGAGCAGCAAAUAUGACAGGACAUUUACGUGGCCUAGCGGCUCAAUUGAAAGAAAAAAGCAACGCAGCAAUUUCUGUCCAUUGCUUUGCACAUUGUUUAAACUUGUGUUUGCAAGACUGUACCAGACAAUGCACUUUGGUCCGGGACAGUCUUUCAUUUGUAUCUGAAGUUGCUAACAUGAUAAAGAAUGCACCUAAAAAAUUUACUGUCUUUGAUAAAAUCAGGCAGCAGAUGUCGUUUGAUAACAAUGACGGAGGUCCCAUUAAGAACUUGAAGCCAUUGUGUCCUACUCGCUGGGCUGUUUGUUCUAGUGUCUUUGAAGCAUUGUUAGAAAAAACGAAUUACAAGUCUGUUAUAAAUGCAAUGGCAGAAAUUGGAGAAUUGGCUUCAGGUACUUUGCAAACGAAAGCAUUGUUCUUAACUGAAGCUUUGAAGUGUGUCACAGUCACCAAACAGUAUUUGCAAAGAUUAAGAGAAACAUUGUUUAAUCAGUUCUACAAGAAAGUAAAAUCUGAAGCUGAUGAUUUGGAAGUAAGUGAGCCAUCAAUUCCACGGACUCGAAAACAACCGCGGUGGUUAAAUUCUGGCUCAGGACCUCAUAUUUUCACAAAUGUUUCUGAUUAUUUCAGACAAAAGUUUUAUGUAGUUGACCUUUUGAUUGGUGAACUUGACUUGAGGUUUCAGCAGCCAUCUGUAAAAAACGCCAUUAAUAUGGAAACGCUUUUAUUGAACUCAGCAAACUUAGAGUCAGAAACUAUCGAGAUAGAUCCAUCACUGUCAAAAAUGUACCGUGACAUCGACUGGACAAGGUUAACAUGGCAACUUCACAUGCUACCUGAAUUAAUCAAACAGAGCAAAAGCAACAAAGUAAAGCCAAUUACUAAAAUAACAACCAUCUCAACAUUAGUUGAAAUAUUUGCCGAAAAUGAUGCAUCUAAAAUGUUUGACGAAGUGUCUAAAGUUCUAAGAGUCUUUUUUACUAUACCGGUCAGUACAGCAACAGCAGAAAGAUCAUUUUCCAGCCUAAGGAGGCUAAAAACAUAUCUCCGUUCUACUAUGAAUCAAAAAAGAUUAAACAGCACCAUUCUGAGUCAUAUUCAUAAAGAUAUUUUGGAAGAAGUUGGCAUUAACACUGUUUAUAAAGAAUUUGUGCAGGCAAAUGAUGAGCGUCAACGAUAUUUUGGAAAACCAAAGAGUUUAUUUCACGUAUUACGAACUUAA